This is a messenger RNA of Ricinus communis (castor bean), 1467 nucleotides long. Its product is annotated as splicing factor 3B subunit 4. Gene Ontology annotation, biological process: positive regulation of mRNA splicing, via spliceosome. Gene Ontology annotation, cellular component: nucleolus; U12-type spliceosomal complex. The transcript has 8 exons. Gene Ontology annotation, molecular function: RNA binding. The coding region runs from base 148 to 1278 and encodes 376 amino acids. The record is from RefSeq and is a predicted model, not a curated record. Lineage: Eukaryota; Viridiplantae; Streptophyta; Magnoliopsida; Malpighiales; Euphorbiaceae.
GGCCUGUAUUUGAGUCUGAAGUGUGGGAUCCAAAGCGUAAAUACACAUACAUUUUCCCGCAAAACCUUACUGGUUAGGGUUAAUGUUUAGAAGAGAGGGAGAAAUAAAUUGAGCUGGGUGCAGUUACAGUGACUUGCUCUGGUAACGAUGACAACUAGAAUCGCACCAGGAGUGGGAGCGAAUUUGCUAGGGCAGCACUCGGCGGAGAGGAACCAAGACGCCACCGCAUAUGUCGGGAAUCUUGAUCCUCAGGUCUCUGAAGAACUUCUUUGGGAGUUGUUUGUUCAAGCUGGCCCUGUUGUUAAUGUAUAUGUGCCAAAGGAUAGAGUAACGAAUCUUCAUCAGGGUUAUGGGUUUGUUGAAUUCCGUAGUGAAGAAGAUGCUGAUUAUGCAAUUAAGAUUAUGAAUAUGAUUAAGCUUUUUGGGAAGCCAAUUCGUGUAAAUAAGGCAUCACAAGAUAAAAAGAGCUUGGAUGUUGGAGCUAACCUUUUCAUUGGAAAUCUUGACCCCGAUGUUGAUGAGAAACUUCUUCAUGAUACUUUCAGUGCCUUUGGAGUUAUAGUUACAAAUCCUAAGAUAAUGAGAGAUCCUGAGACUGGAAAUUCCCGUGGUUUUGGUUUCAUUAGUUAUGAUUCUUUUGAUGCAUCCGAUGCAGCAAUUGAGGCAAUGAAUGGUCAGUAUCUUUGCAACCGUCAGAUCACAGUUUCAUAUGCAUAUAAGAAAGACACUAAAGGGGAGCGGCAUGGUACACCAGCAGAGAGAGUUUUGGCUGCAAGCAAUCCAAGUUCCCAAAAGAGCAGGCCCCACACACUGUUUGCUAGUGGGCCUCCAACACUUCCAAGCAUUCCUCAGGCUAAUGGUACAGUUGGUGCACCAGUGCCUCCGCGCCCGUUUGCAAAUGGUGCUGUUCCUCCAGGCCCAGUUCCACCACUCCGCCCAUCGGCCCCACCAACUGCAGCCUUCCCACCCAUGCAGGUAGCUGGACAACCAGCCUGGCAAGGUCAGCCACCACAGCCAGGUCAAGUAAUGCCACCCCAAGUUAUGCCUCCACCUCCAAUGCAGUUCAGGCCACCUCCUCCAAACAUGCCUCCGCCCCCUCCCCAGGUUGCUCAAGUCCUUCCAAGACCUCCACAGCCAAUGGGAAUGGGCAUGCAACAACAAGUUUGGCGGCAACCACCACCACCCCAGCAGUUGGCUGGGGGCCCCCCUAUGCAGCAAAUGAUGAUGCAACCACCUCCCCCACCCAAUAUGCUACCGCCACCACCUCCAUCUGGUUGAAGUCUAGAGCAGUUAUUCUUAGAGCUGUCUGUAACAACAGCUGUUUUGCUAGGGUACUUUUGAAAUCAUAUGCACCCUUUAGGACCAUAGGGAUAGUAUAAUCUAUGUUUAUUACUUGUACAAGCCUCCUCGAAGACACCAUUUUUCAGGAUGUUUUGUUCUUGAAAAUCAAGUUCAGGUUACUCAAAA